AUGCAAAUCAAAUUAAAGUGCCUAGGAAGGAGUUGUGGAAGGGGGCGGGGUGAAAAAGGUGGAUCUCAUCCAUGUGUCGUUUGCAAAGCAACUAUAGAAACUUUUACGCAUUCAAGACCCCUGCCACAAACACAUGCUUCGGAGUACGGAUUAGCGGAAAGUGAUAUUCCCCCCGGGGGAAGGGUUUGUAAUACGUGCAGAUGUAAGGCUGUGCGAUCCCGUUGCACCACGUGUCCUUUACCCACGUGUCCGAAUUCAAAAGGACGAAUUAAACGUUUAAGAGCCCUUCCAAGCAAAUGGUCUGAACUUUCGGCCGAAGUGAAAGAUCCCAUAAUUGCUGAAUUCCAAAUACCACCCAAUUUAACGAAAUGUUGUUCAGCUUGUUUUAAUCGCAUUUCGCGAAGACUCACUCCCCACAUUGCGACGGAAGAGGAAACGUUGCGUUGGACGGAAGAAGAAACGGAAGCUUUGAAACGGGGUUUAAAGGAAUAUGGAAUUUCAUGGUCGAAAAUAGCUGAAAAAGUCGGUAGUAAAACUCAUCAUCAGUGUAAAAGCUUUUAUUUUAAUUGUCGGAAAAAAUUGGGUCUCGAUUUGUUAGUUCAAGAAUAUAACAAAGUAAAUCUUUCAAUCGUUUUAAGUGCACAUUUGGGAGAGGAUCGAAAACCGGCUGUUACCGAUGAAGAAGAAAGCGGUUCAUCCACGUCUAGUUGCGAUGAAAUGCCAGCAGGAAAUCACGAUUCGAGUGACACUGCCAGUGCCUGCAGUCCGAAUAGAGGAACUGAUGCUUUAUCAGUUCCUGCUGGCAAAGAUGAAACGACAGUUUUGAGACCUCCGGAACCGCAAGUGACUAACGAACCACGGCCGGAAAAAGAUUACGAUAGUUCUGCUACGGAGACGGCUGAUGAGGGACAGGGUGGCGGGGAAAGUGAAAACACGUAUCCCCAUCUACCCGGCACCUCUAUCACAGCUGUCCCUUCCACCGGACACCAGCAACAACAAAACGGACCGAUUCCGAGUCCUCCUCGUACUGUAAAAGAUUUAAUGGCAAAUGUAAUUGAAAAGUCUUUAAUGAAAACUCCGGGAGUUACUGUUUCGUGCUCUGCACCUCCAACUAUAUCUUCCAUAUUGAAAUCCAACCACAAAGAUUUAUCGUUCGUGAAAAGAUCAGGAUCUGAUUCUUUGGCGACUCUUUCAAUUGUAAAUUCGCAUGACAGAAAUCAAGAGUCGUCACUGUCGCCAAAUAUAGUUAAUCAAAGUUCAGAUCUCCCGAAGGAAGGUAUUGUCGUCGUUCAGGUUCAGCAGGCACUGAAAGAACGGCGUGAACCCGAACCUGAAACUUUAGAUUUGUCUAUUAAAAAGAGAGAUUGUCCUAGCGGAUAUCAAAAUUCUCCAUCCCAUCAUUUUAAUAUUCCUCCUCUUUGCGGUGCAAGUGUAUAUCCAAGAGUCGGAGAACAACAGCAACAUUAUUACCAUCAUUCUCAUCAAGUUUCCGAUCAGAAUAGGAGUAUAUCAAAAUCUCCUUCUGUAUUUUCAUCUUCGUCUGUUACUCCUCACUUGGUUAUGUCCCCCCACACGAGGCAACCGCAUUCUAAAAUAGCCAAGUCUCCAUUACCAACAAUGCAAUCCAAAUUAUCUCCUAAGCUUGUAUCGGGUCCACCAGGUGGUAAAGGAGGUUCUAUAACACACGGAACACCAUUGCAGGGAGGACCGCGAUAUGAAGGGCUACUUCGUCAAAUGCCACCUCAACAGCAGACGCAUAAGGAAGGAGGAUCAAUUACCCAAGGAACUCCGGUUCACCAUGGAUCUCAUUUAGGGCCUAACGACAAGAGACAACCGCUCAGCUACGAGUACUUUAAAAGAAGUUCUCCGGCUGGUAAUCCAAGCCCAAAUAAUCCUGGUCAACCAGUUUCGUCUGCUUACCCUUACGGAUCAUCUCCAAGUCAAUCAUCUGCUUCAUCCGCUUUUAAUUCACCGUAUCCUACAAAUCCAACCCGGCAACCUACAUCAUAUCCUAUUGAACAACAACUCUCUUCACGACAAAUUAUUAUGAGCGACUAUAUCACCUCACAACAGAUGCAUGGACAAAGAAGAGUUGCACUUUCCGGCAAUGAAAAACAAGAUUCCCCUUCACCUCGAGGCGGAGUAGGUAUUUCAUCUCCCAUGUAUUAUAAUUCUCCGCCGGGAGGAAUGUACUUGCCUAGCAGAUCCCCAGUCGAUAGUCCAACUCCUCCUCCUUUAAGACAAGGAGUCAUUCAACGACAUAAUACCAUCCCUACUUCUCAGGGUCAACCUAGACCUCCCAGUGGAGGAAAUACUGCUGGUAAGCCUCAUUACCCGCCACCGGGACAUGAAGCCUUUAGUUCAUUAGUUGAAGCAGCAGUUCAACAACCUUCCCUCCCUGUUCCAUCUGUAGAAAAACGUACUCAUGCGUCGGAAAAACCUUUUAUAAGUCAUAGAGAGGUAAAAUCGUUAUGA
Molecule: messenger RNA, 2475 nt
Organism: Pediculus humanus corporis (human body louse)
Lineage: Eukaryota; Metazoa; Arthropoda; Insecta; Psocodea; Pediculidae
Exons: 11
Coding region: 1-2475 (824 amino acids)
Biological process (GO): regulation of transcription by RNA polymerase II
Source: RefSeq, a predicted model, not a curated record